GUUUACUUAUUGUGCAGAGAACGUCAGAAAACUCUUAAUAAAGCAAGCAUGUGGACUAAAGGUGUUUUCAAUUUCUUUCUAUACAUCCUUGCAAGUCAUGUACUCGGAGCUCUUUGGUACUUUUUUUGCCACUCAACGAGAGAUGGAUUGUUGGCAUUCUGUUUGCCAACGUCACAAGGGAUGUCAACCUAGUACCUUUAGUUGUAGUGAACGACGAAAUGGAUUGAGAACUAUCCCAUCGUUAGACAAAGAAUGUCCGAUAAACCCACCGGACGAAAGGAAAGGAAAGCACUUUAAUUUUGGUAUAUUUGCUGAUGCGCUUGACUACCGCCUAGUGCAGUCGACUGAUUUUCCUCAAAAAUUCUUGAACUGUUUCUCGUGGGGGCUGCGAAAUCUGAGCUCUCUUAGUCAAAACCUCCAAACAAGUACCUAUGCAUGGGAAAACCUCUUUGCCGUGUUUAUUUCCAUUGUAGGCAUGCUACUGUUUAUAUAUCUCAUCGGAAGUCUGCAGACAUAUUUGCAGUUUGCAACUGCAAGAUCAGAGAAGAUUAGACGGAAGAUGUUAACGAAAAAUUUAGAGGUUGAUUUGUGGCUAUCUAGAAAGGGACGGCCUAGCAAUUUGAGGUAGUGAUAAUGCAAUUCAUACAACAAAAACUUGAACAGAACAAUGAUGUUCAAGUUGAGAACAUCCUCUCUGUUCUUCCUUCAGCACAUAGUAAAUAUAUCAUGCGCUAUCUUCGGUUGGCUACACUCAAGAAAGUGCCAAUGCUUCAAACUAUGGGGGUAAGACUGCUGAAAGCAAUCUGUGAGCACCUCGAGCUGGUGGACUAUACUGUGGACAGUUGCAUUAUUCAAGAGGGAGAGCCACUCCAUAAGAUGAUUUUCAUCACACAUGGCACAGUACAUACCUACAGGACCAAUGGUAAAGGUGGAAAAAUUGGUUCCAGGUUUCUUGAGAAAGGGGACUUCUAUGGAUCAGAAGAGCUUCUCAAUUGGGUAUCAAAGUUUAGCUCUUCCCACGACUCACCAAUCUCGACCAGAAUGGUUAAGCCUGUCACGAAAGUUGAAGUCUUUGAGCUGAGCGCGGACGACUUGAAGAGUGUAGCCAUUAAGUACUGGUGGAAUUUCACCAAGAACAAGGAUCCAAAGGAAUUCGACCAGUCUCUGUUAGAGGAGUUUGCAGUAUCUUCCAUAGAAAAAGAAAUCCAUCGCCGCAGGCAACCGAAAA
Molecule: messenger RNA, 1228 nt
Organism: Rosa rugosa (rugosa rose)
Lineage: Eukaryota; Viridiplantae; Streptophyta; Magnoliopsida; Rosales; Rosaceae
Product: cyclic nucleotide-gated ion channel 1-like
Exons: 5
Coding region: 98-628 (176 amino acids)
Source: RefSeq, a predicted model, not a curated record